UGUCAAUAAGUCAUUCAAACAAAAUGGCUGACGUUUAAUUCAAUUAAUAAUCGACAAUAUUAAUUGUGUCGAUUGGCGUGAUUAUUGAUUUCUAAGAAUGCAUUUUUGAUAAAAACGAAAAGAAUACAUAUUUUAAAACCAUUUAAUUGUUUAUAUAAGUAUUCAAUUUUGUACAUCAUGUCGUGGCCUGUGAAUUCUGGUCCAUGGACUCCCGGCAUUGCUGUGACCCAGGAUAUGAACAUGGGGUCCUAUACUGCAGAUCAAUGGACUGCAAUGCAACAACAGAAUUGGCAGCAAUGGGCGCAAUGGCAACAGCAAUACGCUCAGUGGCAGAGUCAGUAUGGAGAAAAGUAUGCUCAACAAAUGCAAGCCAUGCAGGUAAUGGGUGGUGGUGGCGGGUUGAUUGGCAUUCCUCCGCUGCCGGCCGCGGGUCCCCCGCCCGCGCCUCCUCCGCCCGACAAUCCCCCUCCGCCGCCCCCACAUGAAAACAACCAGCCACUUUAUAGCCAAAACAACACUACACAGCCGGUACCAGUGCCAGCACCCGGCAACAGGAAUAACACAACUACUUAUAACAACAGCACAGGUAACAAUCAAAACUGGUCCUACGAGAAAGAACAACAACAGCAACAAGCUCCUGUUAACGCUGAGGCCUUGAAGAAACUAGCCGAAGAGGAGCGCCUUUUUGAUAUUCAGUUUCAGAAAUGGGAGGAGGAGAUCGACAAGUGGAGGCGGGAGAAUGUCAACCAUCCAGACAAACAGGCCUAUGAGGAGUAUGAGGCAAAGUUCGAGUCGUGCCGGCUGCAACUCCUGGAGCGGCGAGCGCAGAUGAACCAAAAGAGAGCUAAGUUGCUCGGAGGCGCUACACCGGCUGCUGCUAACGCCACUGUCAACGCAGGUAAUAUAUCAACAGCCAUACCGCCUCCUUUACAAAACAACAGUAAUUAUAAUAUGCCUAACAAUGCUCAAUCACAGAGCUAUAACAAUAAACCCAACAAUUUCAAUAGCAAUGAUCAGACUUAUAAGGAUUAUAACAAAAACAGUGGGAUGAUCCGUCAACAGGAUCGUAGAGGGUCUAAUUAUGAAGGUUAUGACAAUUCAAAUUAUAAUAGAAGUAAAAAUGUAGAUCCUCAAGAUAGAUAUGAGUCAUAUGAGAAUAUGAAAGAUUAUUCUCAACAAGAAAAUUAUGGUGAUGACUCUAAUUCGUCGUUUCUGCCGCAAAGCACUGGUAAAGGUAUACCAGGUUUGGAUUUAGUAGCGGAAUCUGAGAAGGCUCCCCAAUUAGACGAAGAUGUCAUUGAGAUAACUUCAGAUCCAUCGCAAAAUCGAGGUGUUCCAGAUUAUUCUACAAUAUCUAAAGGUAUUAAUAAUAUACUUGGUGAUGAAAAAUUGAUGAAUAUAUUAUCCUCGAUUCGUGGUCAAGCACCGCCCGGACCACCGCCUCAAUCUCGAGAAAAUGUAGGUCAUGGUGGAACUUCUCAAAGUUACAAUAACCCACCACCAAAUAAUUGGAAUAGAAAUAAUGAUCAAAGCCAAUGGAAUAAAAAUAAUGACAAUAACCAAUGGAAUAGAAAUAAUGACAAUAACCAAUGGAACUAUAACAAUGAAUACAAUCAAUUUGACAAUAAGCAAGUUCCACCUAAUAGUCAACAACAAGAUUAUAGACAAAAUCAGAGUCAAAAUAGUAAUUAUAAAAAUUAUAAUGAUGGCCAGCAAGGAGGUCAGGACCAAUGGAAUUAUGACGAAGAGGGAAACUAUGGCCAGGAGAACUAUGGAGAUGAGGGAAAUUAUGAUGGGGAAGGAAAUUAUGGCGAUGAUGGAAAUUAUAACCAAGAUGAUGGCAGUUAUAACCAAGAUGGUAAUUACAAUCGAGACAUAAAUCAAAGAGCAGGGCCUCCGCCGAGAAGUAAUAUGCCUCCCCACAGAGGGAAUGUUCCUCCUCAAAGAGGUAACGUUCCACCUCAGAGAGGGAAUAUGAUUCCUCCACGGGGAAAUGUGCCUUCACCGGGAAAUGGCCCUGCACCUAGGCCUUUGAUGGAUAUUAAUUCUACUGUGCAUGAUAACUAUAAUAAUAUGAACCAAACGCCAGUCGUGCCCCCGCCUAGAAAACCCAUAUGGGUGGAACAGCCAUUAUUCACUCCAUCAAUUAUCGUCGAAUAUGAUCAUCAGCCACUAAGAGGGAAAGCUCGCGACUUCAUAGAACCAGUCCAUAUGUUUGAUUACAAUCACAAAUCCAAGGAUGGCGAUACGAAAAAGUGCGAUUACGAAAAGGAGGUUGACGAAAUGUAUGGUAGGAAGCCUAGGGAAGACGAUUAUGACAGAUAUCGUAGAGAUCGUGAAUAUCACAGGCAGUCGGAACGCGAAGACGACAGAUAUUCAAGGGAUCAAUCGAGACAGUUUGAAAGGCGCGCACCAAGUGAUUAUCCCACACAUGAUUACUAUAGGCAGAGACCACCUAGAGACGAUUUUAAUGAUAGGAGAUAUCCAGAGAGUAGAUUUGACGAUAGAAAACGCGAAGACAGGGAUCGGAACAGAAGAGAUGAAAUAUAUAGAGAUAGGGAAAGAGAUAGUUAUAGAGAUAGCGAAAGGGAGAGAGAAAGAGACAGAGAUAGAGAAAGGGAUAGAGGCAGAGAAAGGGAUAGGGAUAGGAAUAGAGAUUCGAGAAGAAGCAGGAGUCGCGAAAGGGAUAAUCGUAAAAGAGCACGUAGCAAAGAAAGUCCAAUAAGUUUAAUAAGCGAAGAAUCGAUUCACUCGAAGAAAUCAAAAGAUUUAGACGACAGAGACUCUAGGAAACAUAUGGUGAUGAUAGACGAUAUUUUAGAGCCGCCUGGCAGAGACAUGAGGCCAGCGAAAAUUGUCAUUAUUCUUAGAGGUCCGCCUGGAAGUGGAAAGUCAUACCUAGCCAAAUUGAUCCGAGACAGGGAAGCUGAAUUUGGGGGUACAGUGAGAAUCAUGUCGAUCGAUGACUAUUUUAUGCAAGAAGGAGAGGUCGAGGAGACUGAUCCUGCUACUGGGAAAAUUGUAAAGAAACCAUCAUUGAAGUACGAAUACGACAGUAAAUUGGAGGAGACGUACGAGAACUCUCUGAAACGUGCAUUUAAAAGGAGUUGUACUGAUGGUUACUUUUCGUUUUUAAUCUACGACGCGGUCAACGACCACCUGAAGUCCUACGCCGAUAUUUGGAACUACGCACGGCAGAAUGGCUUCCAGGUUUACGUCUGCACCAUGGAGUUGGACGCUCAUGCGUGCUACAAGAGGAACAUCCACAACCGUAGUUUGGAAGAGAUACAAGUGAUCACCUCCCGGUUUUUCCCGACGCCCUCCCACCACAUCCAACUGGACCCCACCACGUUGCUACAAAGCGCGGGAAUCACUGAAGUGCAUAUGGAGGAUGUGGAUAGCGAUGACGUUAUUAUGGAAGACGUUCAAGAUGAGGUCGAAACCGUUUUUACGUCGAAGUGGGAGAAAAUGGACGAUGCUACGCAACUAGCGCGGCUCGACGGGACCAACAAGCCGCUGCGGCCGUCGCAGAUCUCCAUGGAGGACUACCUUCAGCUAGACGACUGGCAACCUUCUAAGGCACAACCAGGAAAGAAAUCUGUACGCUGGGCGGACAUUGAAGAGAGAAGACAACAAGAGAAGAUGCGCGCGAUCGGUUUUGUCGUCGGUCAAACGGAUUGGAACCGAAUGACAGACCCGACUAUGGGAUCAAGUGCGCUUACGCAGACUAAAUAUAUAGAGCGCGUCAGGCGCACGUAGGUAGAAAUUAAUAGUGAUCUGCUUGUUUCAUUGUACAACUACGCUAUAAAUUUUAUUUUUCGCUGCGUUGUUGGACGUCGGGACACUUUUAUUUUUAACAAAAUUGUAAAUAUUUCAAAAACAACUUACCCGAUAAAAAUAAAAAUUAUAUUAAAUAAAAAUAAAAUGUGAAAUAUGACUUAAUUCUGAUAUAUGUAGAUACAUAUGUAUCGUUAAAUUAAUAAGACUUGUGUUGUUUCGUAUUUUGGUCAUUAAAUAUUGUCCCAGCAUUUUCAUUUUCAGUCAUAUAAAAGUAGUUUAAAUAUAAAUACCGUCAAAACUAAUUAAUGGUGAUAAUUUUUUAAAUAAAAUAAGUGGACCUAUAACGUAUUUAAUUUUCUUGAAUUAGUUUAGCAAAUAUUUUUCAAGUGAUUUCAUAUGAACUUACAUGGCUUAAUAAAAAUAAUUUGACAGUUGAUAAGGAAAUCCUUUAACAAGUAAAGCAGAUACAUUUUAUAUUUCUAAAUAUCUCUUAUAGCAUAUGAGUACAUUUGUCAUUUAGGAUUUACCUUUUAGGUCUUAAAUCUGUUUUACUUUUCAUAUGCUGAUUUCAUUGCUCGCCGCGCCAUAUAUUUCGCACAUCGCAAACUUGCCUGAUUGUGGCUAUUUUAAUAGGACCUAUGUGUGAAAUCAAUGGCAAAAUAUAUAGUCGAGUGUAAAUAAAAUAAAAAUACGAUGAAACAUAAUAAGAC
Amyelois transitella is the source of this 4490-nucleotide messenger RNA. Its product is annotated as myb-like protein AA. The coding region runs from base 178 to 3759 and encodes 1193 amino acids. Gene Ontology annotation, biological process: regulation of telomere maintenance. Gene Ontology annotation, cellular component: nucleus. The record is from RefSeq and is a predicted model, not a curated record. The transcript has 9 exons. Lineage: Eukaryota; Metazoa; Arthropoda; Insecta; Lepidoptera; Pyralidae.